AUGCCCGAGUACUCCCCGGUCCUUCCUGCUUUUCUCACAUCUCUUCCAUCACUGCUCGCCCGAAGUACCAUCGGUGCUCUGGUUGUGGCUGGGAUUCUUCUCAAGGCGACCGGGUGUCGGGUGAUAAUGAUAUGUGCUGGCCUGUACGCCGGACUCUACGCCUACGAGCGCCUUUCGUGGACCAAUAAGGCGCGCGAGGUCGUUUUCAAGUCGCAAUACGUCGAAUACGCGUCGCACAAACUGCGCCUCAUUGUCGAUCUAACUGGCACCAAUGCUCGUCAUCAGGUGAAGCGUGAACUGAAGCAAAUGCAAAAAAGUCUUGCGAGUGAAGGAGAAGGCGCCGUCAAUGCCGUCCUUAGCGAGUUGUCCCAGUUGGAUAAGGAUCUCAUCACUCUCGAUAACAUUACCACGUCCGCCAAGACUCUCAAAAACGGAGCAGUUUACCUGGACGGAUGUCUGGACAAAUUCAACAAAGAAUACAUCAACCCCACAUGGAGUUAA
This is a messenger RNA of Mesocestoides corti, 501 nucleotides long. NCBI's taxonomy places the organism in Eukaryota, Metazoa, Platyhelminthes, Cestoda, Cyclophyllidea, Mesocestoididae. The record is from the annotation of a GenBank genome assembly.